AUGGACUCACGAGGCCCCAAGAGACGAAGGGUCAGCCCGGCCCGCGCUGGUGGCGGAGACGGCGCAGGGAAAGGCAUCGACAAGUCGUACCUCAAAAACGCCGCCAACUGGAGUCUAGAGGAGAACUAUGCCGAGCGGUCUCGGAAACGGAGCAAGAAGGCGGAAAAGGCGGAAAAAGCUAGCGACCGGCUGCCGAUCCGGACGGCCGACGGCAUGAUACGACCCCUCGCACGUGAGCCCACAGACAACGAUGCGACCAGCGACGAUGAAGAUCCGUUUGCGGACAGCGGCGACGAUGUGAAGACAGAGGCCGGCAAGGCCAACGGCAAGAAUGACGGAUCGGGCGCACGGAAGGCGGCGGCACGGAUACAAGAACAGAAUGCACGGCUGCCCGAGCGGCAGCAGAUACAAAAUGCCAAGGAAGAGCUGGCCAAGCUUGCUCUGAAGCUGAACGAGAACCCAGAGGAGAACGGCGGCGCAUUCAAGGCGCUGGCUCAGGUCUCGCAACAGUACACAUCGAUUGCCGUGCAGAAAAUGUGUCUCGCUACGCAGUUGUCUGUGUACAAGGACGUGAUUCCAGGCUACCGCAUACGCGCGUUUGGCGAGGAGCCACCAACCGGCGAAAAGCUGUCGUCGGAUGUGCGCCGCAUCCGGGCGUACGAGCAGAGUCUGCUGGCUGGCUACCAGGGCUACCUGCGGGAGCUGAUGCGCCUGUCUAAGCUGCGGCCAAGCGAUGCCGCCAACAAGAACGGCGCCGGCAAGCGCUCCAAAGCCGCGAAGAACGCCAACAGCCUUGCGGACGCUGCGCUGGCUUGCGCCUGCUCGCUGCUCAACGCGGUGGCACACUUCAACUUCCGCGAGGACCUGCUCAAGAUCAUUGUGGGCAAGCUCAGCACACGCCGCGUGGACGCGUCGUUUGUCAAGUGCCGCCUCGCACUCGAGACAUUGUUCCGCGAGGACGACGAGGGCCGGCCAUCGAUGGAGGCCGUGGCCAUGCUGUCCAAGAUGAUGAAGGCCCGCGACUACUGGGUCGAUGAGAGUGUCCCCAACACGUUUUUGCACCUGCGGCUGCUCUCCGAGUUCUCUGGCAAGGGCUCGCAGGACAGCGUGGAGCGCGCGUCCGACGAGACGAAGCGCAAGGAGAAGAGGGAGUUCCGGACAAAGCGCACGCGCAAGUUGAUGAAGGAGCAAAAGGCGCUGGACCGCGACAUGGCGCAGGCGGAUGCGCUUGUGGCACACGAGGAGCGCGAGCGCAUGCAGUCGGAGACGCUGAAACUCGUCUUUGCCACCUACUUCCGCAUCCUGAAGCUGCGCACACCGCACCUGAUGGGUGCAAUUCUCGAGGGCCUGGCCAAGUAUGCGCACUUGAUCAACCAGAACUUCUUUGGCGACGUGCUGGAAGCACUCAAGGAUCUGAUCCGCUACAGCGAAGAGGAUGCUGCCCGCGAGGCGCGGACUGUGGAAGGCGAGGAGGAUGAGGCCGCGAAUGGCGGUGCAGACGACGAGGACGACUUUGCCGUCUCCCGCAACCCCAGCCGCGAAGCGCUUCUGUGCACGGUGACGGCCUACGCGCUGCUCGCCGGCCAAGACGCACACAACGCCGCCAGCGACCUGCACCUCGACCUCUCCUUUUUCACGACAAACCUCUUCCGCAGCCUUUAUCCGCUUGCCCUGUCGGCUGACAUUGAGAAACAUGCCAACUCGCUACAGCAGCGCCUUGCCGAUGCACACGACGCGGCUUCCUCGGAGACGGCCGCGGCCGCGGCGGCUGCGGCCCUGAACCAGAAGAACGGCGUCAAGGUCAACUUGCAGACAACCACGGUCCUUCUGAUCCGUUGUUUGACUGCGGUCCUGCUGCCGCACUACAACAUCCGGUCGGUGCCGCCCUUGCGGCUCGCCGCCUUCACCAAGCAGCUCAUGGCAGCGUCGCUGCACGUGCCCGAAAAGUCCAGCCAGGCGCUGCUGGCGCUUCUCUACGACGUGGCGCACACGCACAGCAAGAAGAUUAGCGCGUUGUGGAACACAGAGGAGCGCAAAGGCGACGGAUCCUUCAACCCGCUGAGCGAGACGGUCGAGGGCAGCAACCCGUUCGCAGCGACGGUGUGGGAGGGCGAGCUGCUGCGGCGGCACUACUGCCCAAAGGUGCGCGAGGGUAUCAAGGCUCUGGAGAAGAACUUGACGAUAUAA
This is a messenger RNA of Sporothrix brasiliensis 5110, 2187 nucleotides long. RefSeq names its product nucleolar complex protein 3. The transcript has a single exon. The record is from RefSeq and is a predicted model, not a curated record. Bases 1 to 2187 code for a protein of 728 amino acids. Gene Ontology annotation, molecular function: chromatin binding. Lineage: Eukaryota; Fungi; Ascomycota; Sordariomycetes; Ophiostomatales; Ophiostomataceae. Gene Ontology annotation, cellular component: nucleolus. Gene Ontology annotation, biological process: DNA replication initiation.